CAUAAUUGAAAAGCCUACUAUAAUGACAAAUUUGGAGUAAAUACUUUAUCUGAAAUGGGUUGGAAAUUAUGGAGAAAAUAACAGAAAAAUAGGUAGGUGGAAUGUUACUUGGAUAGGAAUAACUAUGAAUAAAAUUGGAGGACAGUAUUCUAAUGAUGGGAAAAAAUAAGGUAGUUGGAUUGAGAUAUUUUAAAACUUUUGGACGUAAAAUAAAAUUAAUAAUUUAUUAGGAGAGCUUAAGUUUAUGAAUUUGGAGGGUAUUUUAACAACUUAAGGCAUGGAUAUUGGAGGUAUUUAUAUAAGGGUGAAAUAAUGUAUAUUAAAUCAAUAUUAAUAAUAUUAGUGACGGUGGUGAGUAUAAUGAAGUAGGGGAAAAAAGUGGAAAUUGGCAUUAAUUAAGUGAUAAUUUUUGGGAUGAAUCAUAAGUGGCUUAUUCUGGAGAAUAUUAAAAAGGUAAAAAGAUUGGUAGUUGGAGUAUUCUUAUUAGGAGAACUACAAAUAAUAAAUUUCAAAAGAUGUAAAUAUAAAAACUAAAAUUUAGUGGUGGUGGAUCUUAUGAUAAAGAAGGUUAAGGCAUUAAGACUGGGUAUUGGAUUGAUUUAAGUGAAGAAUUUAGAAAUUCAGCUCAAAUUGUUUACAGUGGUGAAUAUUAAAAUGGCAAUAAGGUUGGAAAAUGGAAUAUUUUUUAUAGAAGAGCAUUUGAUAAUAAAUUUAAACCCAUGUAUAUCAUUAAAAAGAACAGUUUAGCGGUGGCGGGUGUUAUGAUAAAGGAGGUUAAGGCAUCAAGAUUGGGAAGUGGGGAGUAUUAAGUGAAGAAUUUAGAGAUGUUUCUUAAAUUAUUGAGGUUGGGGAAUAUAAAAAUGGCAAUAAGACUGGUAGUUGGAGCAGCUUUUAUAGAGGGACACCGGAUAAUGAAUUUAAGUUGAUGUAAUUUUUAUUUUUUUAAGCUUAGUGGUGGUGGGUUCUAUGACGUCAGAGGAUAAGGCAUCAAGAUUGGACGUUGGAUUGAAUUGAGUGACGGGUUUUGGUAUUAUUCAUAGGUCACUAAUAUUGGCAUAUAUCAAAAUGGUAAAAAGGUUGGAUAGUGGGAAACUUUUUUUAAUUACGGAGGAUAAUAAAAAAUGUAAAUUCUUAUUUAAUAUAAAUUUCAAUCAAUAGUGGCGGAGGUUCAUAUGAUAAAAGUGCUAAUGGCAAUAAAAUUGAAAAGUGGGUUGAAUUAAGUGAUCGAUUUUUUAGCAAUUCUUAAAUUUUUUUAAAAGGCUCAUAUAAAGAUGGGAAAAAAAUAGGCGCUUGGUAAAUUGUAGGGAGAAAUUGGAAUGAAUAAGAUUUAUCUCUGAUGUAAAUCUUAAAAUAUCAAUUUUUAGCGGUGGUGGGUCAUAUGAUACACAAGGUUGUGGUCUUAAGGUUGGAAAAUGGGUGGAGUUGGAUGAUUGGUAUUCUAGCGAUUCUAAAGUUACAUAUAGCGGUAAAUAUUAAAGGGCAAAAAAAGUUGGUAAUUGGGUAGUAAUUAUAGACUACUUAGAAUACAGUAAAAUUUAGUAUGAUAUAUGA
Paramecium octaurelia is the source of this 1551-nucleotide messenger RNA. The record is from the annotation of a GenBank genome assembly. Lineage: Eukaryota; Ciliophora; Oligohymenophorea; Peniculida; Parameciidae.